AUGGAUGAAGAUAUUCCUGCUGACCUUCACGAUUUUGAAAACAUCAAUGAAGAAGCUCAGGAAGGCGUUACGAUUGUUGAGGUAAGUUUUUUUAUUAAUGUGCGUGCGAUUUUAAGGUAUUAAAUGAAAUGAAGAAGGUAUGGGAAUUUGAAAGGGUCAGCCCUCUACUUCUUCCUCAUCGAUUAGAGCUGGUCGAUGUAUUAGUGAAUGAAUUAGACAAGCUGGAGAAAGGGAUGGCUGAGGCGAAGAAGGCCGGAGUUGCUGGAAAGAAUGAGAUUGUGGGGGCAAGAAAGUAUGAGGUCGCGAGGGUUCGAUACAUCAUUAACUCAUAUCUAAGGUACCAUUUGUUUCUAUUUCUAACAAAAUCCCUCAUCGUUCUCAUUAUGUUGCUUUAGAUGCCGACUCCAGAAGAUCGAGCGAAAUCCAGCGGAUGUAAUGGCCAGACAUUUGGAGGCCAAUGAAAAGGGACAUGCAGAUCUCCUUGAUGCUCAUGAAGUCACCUUCACCGAGAAUAUUGUCAGAUCCAAUUGCAAUUAUUUCAAUCAAAGUUUUCUCGGUCUUUUGCCCCCAGGGUUGGAUAAGCCGGUCGUCUCCAAGGAUCGAUCCGAGUUGAAACGAUGUUUUGUGAAGGUGCAUAAGCAUGUAAACGUGAAUAUUUUCAAGAUGGACGAUCCUAACUCUGACAAUGCGGUAAUUUUGGAGACCGGUACCACCCAUUACCUUCCGUUUUAUUCCAUUUCAGAGCAUCUCAAUGAUGAUUCGGUAG
Messenger RNA from Bursaphelenchus xylophilus (pine wood nematode), 766 nucleotides. NCBI's taxonomy places the organism in Eukaryota, Metazoa, Nematoda, Chromadorea, Rhabditida, Aphelenchoididae. The record is from the annotation of a GenBank genome assembly.